AUGUCAAUUUUAAGUACAUCUCCAGCGAAAUCAUUUUUGAAUAGAAAGAAGCAUAAUAGUCAAUCAGAGAUACAGAUAUCUCAAUCUGUACAAUAUCACAGCUCAAAUAAAGUCAACAACAAGGACUUUUGUAACUCGUUUUGGGGCCAGGAUAGCAGCGGAACGGGAUUUGAUAUUUUAACUAACAAAAUUAAAUCAAGCGCUAAAACGAUUGAUGAUUUAAAGUUAUUCUGGAAAGAAAGAGCUUCGAUUGAGGACGAUUAUGCUAGAAAACUAGCAAAACUAUCGCGAUUUCUCGUUGGUUCAAAUGAAACUGGCGCUAUCAGAGAUAGCCUUGAUACUCUCAGCGUCGAGUUAGAACAAACAUCACAGAAUCAUUUCAAUUUAAGUCAAAACAUGCGUAGGGAAUUGGAAGUUCCAACUUCUGACUGGUCAAAUCGUAUGUCUAAUUUUAAGAAGACAUCCCUAGCUUCAAUCGAGAAGAAGUACAAGGUUUUGCAGACUCAAGAGAGUUACGUCGAUAAGGCUAAGGCUAAAUACACGGACAACUGCGUCUCUAUCAAUACCUUCACUGCACAGAAAUCACUCCUUCAAGGUAAAGAUUUAGAAAGAGUCGACGGUAAACUUGAUAAAGCAAAAUCGGCAGUUGGUGCCAAUGAGCGCGACUAUAUCAACUUUGUUAGGGCUUUGUCGGACACACGUAAACGUUGGGAAGCUGACUGGCGCUUGUUUUGCGAUCAAUGCCAAGAUGAAGAAGAGGAAAGAAUCGAAUUCAUUAAAACUAACAUGUGGGAAUACGCCAAUGAAGUAUCGACCGUCUGCGUUGCUGAUGAUGAGUCUUGCGAGAAACUUAGGCAAGCACUUGAGCAGGUCGACCCUGAUCUUGAUAUUGAAAUCUUCGUUGAUGAAAGUAUGACUGGUAACACACUUCCAGAACAACCAACAUUUGUUGAUUUCUCACGUGAAACGCAAGCACCUUCACCUGCUCCUAGAUAUGCCGCCUUCCAUAGAAACAGUGUCCGCCCGUUGGAUGUGCCAAAGGAAGCACCACGCGCUUUGGCAUCGAAUAACCAAGCACCAAAGCAAGAAGUGGUAGCUGAGAAGCCACCACCACCAUCUCCAAAGAAGCACACCGUUAUCGAAGAGCCGAAAGUACAGAAGGCACCACCAAGAGAUCCUAAGAAUGAUGAGAAUAAGCCUUUCAAGGUACCUCAACUUCCAGCUCGCAGUGCUGAUCGUCCAGCAGCUCCUAAGAAGGAGGAUGUUGCACCACCAAAGCCAGAAAAGGAAGAGAAGAGCUCUGAGAGUGGGGACGUGGAUGAAUUGGCUGCUGCUCUUGCACAAUUAAGAAAUGCACCACCAGUUACAGGUAACUUACGUGCGAAUGUCGCUGCACAAGCUGAGAAGAAACCGCGUUCAAGACCAGUAUCACAACAAUCUGCUUCUACACAACCAGCUUUAGUACCACCUGGAUCACAAAUGCCAGUCAAUCAAAACCAAAACAAGAUGUAUCAAGGAUUGGACGCAUCUCAAAUCCAAGCACUUCAAAUUCAGCAAAAAUAUGCACCACAUACAACACCACCUUUCCCAGCAAUGAUGCAGAGACCUGCAUCUAGUCAGUCAACUGCUGGUGGACCUGUUGAAGAUGUUUUGACCACUUACCAUCAACAAUUACCGCACGAGCGGUCACGUCGUAACUCUAAAAUGGAGCAACAAUCGCAAGGUACCACCCCACAGACAGUGUCACCUGGACCAACGAAUGCUAGACCUUUAUCGGCAAUGGGUAGAUCACCAUCAAGAGAAGGUUUUGCAGGUAUUGGUGCUAAUGGAGCCGGUAGUAGGCAACCAUCACCCAGUAUAAGUGCAGCUUCACCUCAGAGAUCAGCGACACCACUUGGAAUAUCCUUGAAUGCUUCUGGAGAGGUUGCUCAUGAUCAAAAGGCAGAGGAAUGGAAGGAGAAGAGACGUUCAGUGUCUCCAUCGCCUACACCUGCUCCGGUUUCUCAAUCUAACAUGAUGCCUGCCCAACAACAACAGCAAAUGCAACAAGCGCAAGCUUACUAUCAAUACCAAAUGAUGCUUGCGCAGCAAUCUCAGCAACAGCCACAACAAGCCCAACAACCGCAACAUCCACAAGCUCCAAAUCCUUAUCAACAAUAUCAACAGUAUUAUCCAUAUCCUGGUCAACAGCAAAUGCCACAACAGCCUUAUGUUAUGACAAAUACACCUGGACCAGGAUAUAACCCACAGUUUGCAACGUCUGGAACGCCUGCACCAAUGUUAAAUGCUUAUCAACAACAACAGCAAAGGGCACCAUCACCAUCACCUACACCAGCUUAUAGUAUGUCAGUUACACCAGGACCGCAACAGCAGCCACAACAAGCACCAUUUGUACCAUCAAUUCAAACUCAACAAUUAUCUCAAACACCUCAACCAUUAAGUAGUGCUAGCGGAACAUCACAACAACAAAUGUAUAGACAACCUUCACCUGGACCAACGCCAAGACCAAUUUCAACUAGUCCUGCAAAAGAGCCAGUCUUAUUCCAUGUUAAGGCAUUAUACGAUUACCAAGCACAAACUGCAGAAGAGUUUGACUUUAAAGCUGGUGACGUGAUUGCAGUAUUCAAGACACCUGAAGACGGUUGGUGGACAGGUCAGUUGCUAAAUGAAUCUAGAUAUGUACCAGGAAAGACACUUUUCCCUUCAAAUUUCGUUUCUUUGUUUUAA
Molecule: messenger RNA, 2727 nt
Organism: Wallemia mellicola CBS 633.66
Lineage: Eukaryota; Fungi; Basidiomycota; Wallemiomycetes; Wallemiales; Wallemiaceae
Exons: 5
Coding region: 1-2727 (908 amino acids)
Biological process (GO): cytoskeleton organization
Cellular component (GO): cytoplasmic side of plasma membrane; mitotic actomyosin contractile ring, proximal layer; cytoplasm
Molecular function (GO): phospholipid binding; protein binding
Source: RefSeq, a predicted model, not a curated record